AUGCAAAAGAAAUACAAGGGACAUGACUACUUGGUGGCUUUUUUUGUGACCAUUGGGUGUUCAUUAUUUAUUCUAUAUCCGGCAACAGUUGAUAUCAAUCCUUAUGGUAGAGGAAGAGGAAGAGAAAGCACAGUGUGGGGUGUUUCCUUGAUGAUUGGCUAUCUUGGAUUUGAUGGCUUUACAAGCACAUUCCAGGAUAAAUUAUUCAAAGGUUAUGAUAUGGAAAUACAGAAUCAGAUAUUCUACACCACACUAUGCUCUUGUAUGCUCAGCUUGAGUGGUCUAAUUCUCCAGGGCCAUCUCCUCAUGGCAAUAGAUUUUGUAUCUCGCAAUACCGAUUGUUUCCUUGAUGUUGCACUGCUGUCAACGGUAGCAACAGCUAGUCAAUUCUUCAUUUACUACACUAUCCGCACAUUUGGUGCCCUCACAUUUGCCACCAUAAUGACCACAAGACAGUUGGUGAGCAUUCUGAUUUCUUGCGUGUGGUUUGGUCACCCCCUCAGCUGGGAACAGUGUAUCGGAGCUGUUAUCGUCUUUGGUUCCCUUUAUGCAAGAAGCUUCUUAAAAAAUAAACCCCCGAAACCUUCAUCCUCGGAACAGACGGAAAAUGGAGCUUCUAGUCCAUUGAAGGUGAACCCAUAG
Messenger RNA from Ilex paraguariensis (yerba mate), 642 nucleotides. NCBI's taxonomy places the organism in Eukaryota, Viridiplantae, Streptophyta, Magnoliopsida, Aquifoliales, Aquifoliaceae. The record is from the annotation of a GenBank genome assembly.